UUAGUAAUAUGUACUCAGAUAAGACACUGAUUUUAUGUGAUAGAAGGCAACAAUAGACAGAUUUAACCAAUGUGCUUAUAAGGACAGAAGAUAGACACAAAAUAGUGGAGUAACUCAGCUGGACAGGCAGCAUCUCUGGAGAGAAGGUCGAGACCCUUCUUCGGAGUUAUAAGUCUGAAGACAUAUAAAUGCUUAUAAGGGCAUUUUUACCGAAUGAGCAAAACUAUUUGUGAACAUGUCAAGGGUUGAAAUAAUACAUUGUGCAAAUAUUUAAAUGUUAGUAACAAACUGAGGUUGCAAUCUCUGACCACAGAUAACUGCAUCUUAGCUCCUGAUCUGUGAGCUGCAUGAACAGUGGUUAUGAGGUUUUAUUCUGUUGCUUUCCGGUGUUGUAAAUAACUAUAGUACCGCUGCAGAAUUCUUUAUAUCACUUCUUUACAAUCUUGAGAUUUACAGCCAUAUUACAAUCAUGUCAGUGUACAGAUGUCGUUAAACUGGAAAGGGUACAGAGAAGAUUUACGAGGAUUUUGCUGGAACUUGAGGGCCUGAGCUGUAGGCAGGAGGAUGAGGGGUGAUCUUAUACAGAUUUGUGAGAUCAAGAGAGGAAUACAUGGGGUGAAUGCACAGAGUCUUUUACCCAGAGAAAGGGAAUCAAGAACCAAGGGCAUAGGUUUAAGGUGAGGAGGGAAAGAUUUAAUAGGAACCAGAGGUGCAUCUUUUUUUUACACAAAGGGUGGUAGGUGUAUGGAACGAGCUGCAGGAGGAGGUAGUUGAGCCAGGUACUAUCACAAUGUUUAAAAAACAUUUGGACAGAUACAUGGAUAGGAAUAAGAUAGGUUUAGAGGGAUAUGGGCCAAGCACAAGUAGUGGGACUAAUACAGGAGGGGCAGGCAGGUGGGACUCACCCCAUCAGGUGGGGCUGGACAAUGGCUGCCUCGCCAACAGGCUGCUUCAUCCCUCAUAAACAAUUCUCUUUUUAUUGUUUUUUAGUCUGUAGUCAAAUGUUGUUUUAGUUUAUCUUUAGUUAUGUAUUAUGUGGGGGCUUUUUAAUCUCUUUCCUUGACGGAGAUGCAACUUUUUCCUUAUCGUAUCUCCAUCUGCACUGCGGCCUAACAUCGUGGAGCUGGUGGCCUCUUGCUGGGAAUCGACCUUGGGAACCCAAGGAGAGGUCAUUCACCUGCCCUAUGUGCAGGAAGGGAUUCACUCAGCCGUCCAACCUCUUGACGUACCUGAGAGUCCACACGUGACUGCUGAACCCUAAGUGUUGCUGGAUCCAAGAUUGAACCAUGUUUCUUCUAGUUCAGUUUAUUAUUGUUACGUGUAUCGAUUGUUACGUAUACGUAAAUGGCUGUGAACUUUAACAUCGUGGAGCUCGCGGUCCCUGGUUAGGGGCUUCGGGAGCUUCGAUCGCCCCGACGCGGGAGCUUCAAUUGCCCCGACUGCAGAUGGUUUGACUCCCCCGACUUCGGGAGAAAAGAAGGAAAGAAGAUGAGACUUUAUUGCCUUCCAUCACAGUGAGGAAGGUAGAGGAGCUGCUUAUGAUAAUUUUUUAUGUGGUUCCAUGUUUUGUUGCUUAUCUGAUAUGACCGUACGGCAAACCAAAUUCCUCAUGUGAUUUACAUACUUGUUUUGUUUUCAUACUAGGCUAAUAAAAUCAAUUACAAUUGCCAUCUAAGUUAGUUUCAUUCGCCACAUUUGCCACAUAAACAUCUAACCCUUUCCUAUCCAUGUACCUGUCACAAUGUUUUUUUUUAAUGCUGUUAUAGUACCUGCCCCAACUACAUCCUUCAGCAGCUCAUUCCAUGUACCCAAUAACUCAGGUGAAUUAUUUGCCCCUAAGGUUCCUGUUAAAUCUUUCCACUCUCACCGUAAAUAUAUGUCCUCUGAUUCUUAAUUCCGCUAGCCUGGGUAAAAGACUAUGCGCGUUUACCUGAUCUAUCCCCCUCAUGAUUUUAUAUACCUCCAAACGAUUACCCCUCAACCUCUCCCUAUAGCUCAGUCCCUCGUGUCCUGGCAACAUCCUCGUAAAUCUUCCCUGCACUCUUUCCAGUUUAAGUUGGGGGCAUAAUAAAUUGAUGAAUUAAAGGAGCAGAAUUCGGCCAUUCGGCCCAUCAAGUCUCUCUACCAUUUGAUCAUGGCUGAACUAUCCUUCCCUCUUGACUCCAUUCUCUUACCUCCUUCACAAAACUCAUGACACCCACACUAAUCUAAAAUCUAUCAAUCUCCACCUUAAAAAUAUAUCCAUUGACUUGGCCCCCACAGCCAUCUGUGGUAAUGAAUUCCACAGGUUCACCACCCUCUGGCUAAAGAAAUUCCUCCUCAUCCUUCUAAAGGUAAUAUUCCUUUUAGUUCAUUUUAAAAAUUUUUGUCCCAUAUAAAAUGUGUUCCAUAUUCAAUUCAGUCCCAUAUAAAAUGUGUCCCAUAUAAACAAUUGCUAAACAAAAGUUAGCUUUGAGUUGAAUAUCUAUAAAGAAGUAAGAGAAAUUAAUGUAAUGAAGUGCGUGGCUUAAUUGCUGAAUUGCUCCUCCCCUUAGUUUACUGACACCUCUUGCAUAGCCAAGCCUUCCCUGGUACAUUCGUAGUGUAAACAGCAUCAGUGUGGUUAGAUCGAAACGACUUUAAAAAGACAGCUCGAUCCUUUAGAUUUUACUUCACUUCUCAAGAUCAGCCUGACUAAGUAGCUCUGAAAGGAUCGUUGCACUUCAAAAAAACUGUUCUGUUCCACCUCUGUGGGGCGAAUUCAAGGAAGUCGCUGACGUUCGUUGCUUAUUGAAAUCUUACACUCAAAGUGAAGAGCAAACUUGCAACAAAUUGAACGAAGAUGUCCACUGAAGAAGAAUAUUUCAGCCAGACCGAUGCCUAUCCAUCUUUUGAAACUACUGAUCUUAAUUAUGAUGAUUAUGUCGAUGACAUAAAUGGACAUUUCUGUCCGCACGGGGAGUUACCUCUGCUAAAUAUCUUGAUCUCAGUCCUCUACUAUGUGAUCUUCAUUGUUGGAUCGUUGGGAAAUGUAAUUGUCAUUUUGAUCAUGUCCUUCAAAGAGAAGAGGCGGUGGAGAUUGGUGGACACUUACGUGAUCAACUUGGCCAUUGCAGACCUGAUAUUCAUCUUCAGUUUGCCCCUAUGGGGGGCCUCAGCUGCCCACUGUCACCAGUGGAACUUUGGAAAUGAGCUCUGCAAACUUAGCAGCUACAUCAUUGCCGUCAACAAGUACUCCAACAUAUUUUUCCUCACCUGCAUGAGUAUAGACCGGUACCUGACCAUCGUUAAACAGUUGGACUUCAAACACGUCAGGACUCAGAACUACUCCAUGAAAAUCAGUGUUGUGGUCUGGGUCACGUCCAUGCUGCUCGCCAUUCCUUCCGCCUACUUCAGACAACUUCAUCAACUCAACGCAACCUACUGCAAAGAGGACUCGACUUCUCAUUUCUACCGAGGGUUCAGCCUGAUCGUUAUCUGCCCGACCUUCGUACUGCCUAUUGUUGUCAUCCUGUUUUGUUACUGCUCCAUACUCAACAGACUAAGGGACCAUUAUGUUCACAGCAAGAAACUUCUCCAGAGAAGAGAGAACUCCUGGAAAAUCAUCCUUGCCAUCGUGUCUGGGUUUGUCCUGUCCUGGUUACCCUUUAACAUUUUCAAGGCUAUCGAUCUGUGUUUGCAGUUCAAGGAGGUAGACCCGUCUUGGCGGGUUGUUGUCACACGUGGCUUGGCCAUCGCUUCUUGCUUGGCCUUCAUUAACAGCUGCAUGAACCCAAUCAUUUACGCUUUUCUUGACCGGAAUUUCAGGUUGAGAACCAGCCGCCUGUCUACUUGUGUCUUUGGCAGCAUCAGGAAGAGAAGUAACAGUUUUGGCUCCCUGUCAAUACCCACAGAAAGCAGCACCUUUCCAGAAAGUCCAAAGCCUAACCCUUACUGCAUCAACUGAGGAGAUGCACAAAUAAAGCCUUUCGGUAAAAAGCAUGCAGACUUACCAAAGCCGAAGAUUAGUUUAAUUUAGUUUAGUUUAUCAUUCUCAUGUGCAAUGAGGUAAAGUGAAAAGCCUAUUUGUUGCACACUAAGGUUUGGUGCCAUCUUAAGAAUAUAUCCAUAAAUCUCCGUACUUUGUGGGUUUUGCAGAGACAUUUGAAAAAUCUUUAUGCCAAUGUAUCUAUAAUUGUGAAUAUAACCGUGAAGAUAUCUAAAGCUUUGGUUAGCCUGAAUGAUGUUUUGAGUCAUAUUUGAGCUGGAUUGUACGCUAAUCUAUAAAUGCAACCUAUUCUACUAUGUGGAAUUUAAAAUUGGAGUUUCUUUCUUGCCAUGUAUCAUUUAUCUUUUAAACUGAAUUAAAUAAAAGUACCUGUUUUCAUCAGACAACUGUUUUUUUAUCCUUGUUUUUUUUUUCGACUUCUCGGGCACUCUUGAAACCAAAUCAGAUGACCCAGUGAUAAGAGGGGUCACAGGAGAGGGCGGACAGGCUGGGUGGGAUAUGGAGUGUGGUGUGGAGGUAGACGAGAUUUAAGCAGGUUUCAAGGAUUCAGAUCAAUGAUGGAUGAAGAACACUCAAGUAAUAUCAAAGGAACAGGAAUGACACAUUUAUUAAAACAAUUGGGGCAGCACAGUGGCACAUCAGUGGAGUUGUGGCCUUACAGCGCUAGAGACUCGGGUUCGAUCCUGACUAUGGAUGUUGUCUGUACGGAGUUUGUACAUUCUCCCCGUGACCAAGUGGAUUUUGCCCGGUGCUCCAGUUUCUUCCCACAUCCCAAGAUGUACAGUUUUGUAGGUUCAUCGGUUUUGGUAAAGAUUGUAAGUUGUCCCUAGUGUGUAGGAUAGUGCUAGUGUACGGGGUGAUCGCUGGUCGGGACGGACUCAGUGGGCCGAAGGGCCUGUUCUGCAUUUUAUCUCUAAAAUAAACUAACUAAACAGUAAAACACAGUAAAACUACUCUUAAAUCUAUAAACAAACAGUAGCAAACAACAUAUAAGCACUGAGUCUCACACAUACUUCAACUUCAAAAGGUCACAACAGCUUGUCAGGAACUACUUUUUAUAGCAGCAUUCUCUUAACGGCUGUAGGUUCUAGCACCAUGGUGAAGUCCCGUGAUACGUUUCAUUGAAUGCAUUUGCAUAAUUACUAAGCCCACAAUUCUACCCAGGUCUAAAACUACAGCUGACUAUGCUUUUCUGUUGACCACCUGUUCUUCCCGUGCUGAGAACAAGGGUUUUUGUUACGUCAGUGACAGAGCACAUCCUGAUAGUCUCUGAGAAAGAAAACUUCAUCUUAGGGUGGCACAGUAGCGCAGCGGUGGAGCUGCUGCCUUACAAUGCCGGGGACCCGGGUUCGAUCCUGACUACGCGUGAUGCCUGUACGGAGUUUGUACGUUCUCCCCGUGCUCUGGUUUCCUCCCGUAAUCCAAAGAUGUUCAGGUUUGUAGAUUAAGUAGCUUCGGCAAAUUACCCCUAGUGUUUAGGAUAGAACUAGUGUACGGGAGAUCGCUGGUCAGUGCAGAAUCGGUGGGUUGAAGCGCCUGUUUCCACGCUGCAUCUCUAAAUUCCAAAAUAAAACUCUAAAGUAAAUGUUUUAAUGCUAGGUGACCUUGCAGCCAUGGAUAAGAAGUCGUAUUUGUUUUUCUAGGUGAGGCCAAGUAUUUUCCCCAAGCAUCUAGUUUAUUUAUCCAAGCAAGCAUGCUU
This is a messenger RNA of Leucoraja erinaceus (little skate), 5666 nucleotides long. It is a transcript of the gene gpr25, whose product is annotated as G protein-coupled receptor 25. Gene Ontology annotation, molecular function: G protein-coupled receptor activity. The coding region runs from base 2822 to 3925 and encodes 367 amino acids. Gene Ontology annotation, cellular component: membrane. Gene Ontology annotation, biological process: G protein-coupled receptor signaling pathway; immune response. The transcript has a single exon. The record is from RefSeq and is a predicted model, not a curated record. Lineage: Eukaryota; Metazoa; Chordata; Chondrichthyes; Rajiformes; Rajidae.